Molecule: messenger RNA, 4870 nt
Organism: Ceratitis capitata (Mediterranean fruit fly)
Lineage: Eukaryota; Metazoa; Arthropoda; Insecta; Diptera; Tephritidae
Gene: wcy
Product: WW domain-containing adapter protein with coiled-coil homolog
Exons: 15
Coding region: 1268-3934 (888 amino acids)
Biological process (GO): regulation of autophagy; positive regulation of TORC1 signaling
Cellular component (GO): nucleus
Molecular function (GO): RNA polymerase II complex binding; chromatin binding
Source: RefSeq, a predicted model, not a curated record
AGGCUAUGCAAAGCAUAUGAAGUAAUAACACUUACAAGAGCAACGAGAAAAAUCAAGUGUCAUAUCAAUAGGAAAAGCAAGCAGCACAGAAAAAAUAAAUUCAGCUCCAAUUGUAAUAAUAAUUUUUAGACAAAUAAUUUGCUAAAAGUAUUAGAAAUAAUAGAAAUUUGUAAGUGUGAGUAAAAGCUGAAUAUUUAAAGCGAAAAAUUGUUGAAAUUUUCGGGUUUAGCUCGAAAAACUAAAGCGAGGGCAAGCACGUUCCAGCAGAGCCGUAUUGAAAAGUUUCGCUUAUUGCCGACGACGAAGUUGCGAGUCGACGACGGCCCUCCCAAGAAAAAAGUAAAAUCUGGCAAACAGGGAAAUUUUGAAAGCCCAAGGGGUUGGUUUUCAAUUAAAAUUGCCAAGUUAACUUGGUGAAAAUUUUGGUUGAAACUAACCAAAAUAGCGGCAAAUUGUAAACUUGCGGAAGAUAGAAGAGUUGAAAAUUCGUGGAAGUCGGGGGCAGCGGCACAACGAAGACGAAGACAAAAAUUGGGCGAAAACUUUGCAUUGAUGGUAAUGCAUGCUAGAAAACCGCAACGUGUGAACGAUGGCUACUUUGAGAAGCAUCAGUCGCAUUCUUAUCAGCAAAUCAUCUCAACAUGAUCCUUCGUUGUAGUCACUAACAAAUACAAGCACUUUUUAUUCACAAAAGAAGGAUAACUAAAUAAUAAAUGAAACAUAAAAUUGCAAAAAAAAAAGUAUUAUAAAGAAAUAACUGAAUGUUUUCGCGUCACAAACGCCUAUGCCUAAAAUCUAUAAUGCAAGCAAUUGUAAGUCUGUAUCAAUCUACAAAAUAACAAACCGACAAAUAACCUCUCACAUUGCGUGUUCCACAACAACUCAAGGCAACUCAUUUCGCUUCGCGUUAGUCAAGUAUUAUGAAACAUAUACAAAAUUAAAAGAAACGAAACAAAUUAACCAUACACCAGCAUUAUUUAAAUACAUCAUGUUAACAUCAUUUUAAAGUGCAAAGUUGAGAAUCGUAAUUAGAGAAAAGAGUAAAAUAGAAGUAUUCAACGCGCAUUUAAAUUAUCGCAUCGCUUAGUAGUCUUAAAAAAAAUAUAUAAUAAUAAUAAAGAAUUCGUUUGAAAAUAGUGGGAAAGUGUGUAUAUAAAAUAACACUUAUCAUCAAACCCAGUGUCAGAGCACUGCGAGACGCUUCGCUUCCAACGAUUCCUGAAGCGUCGUACUAUUGUUAAUAGACACUCGCGAGAUUCCACAGUUUAUGACUACCACAAAUAGUAUCACAAUAGAUUUACCAUUGGCACCCGGCUGUAACAAAAAUGCUGCUGUCGGUCUGUGUCGCGUAGAUGAUAGUUCCAAGUACAGUUCAAAGCGCGAUUAUGAACGCGAUCGCUCAUCAAAUUAUCGCGAUCGCGAUCUGUCGCCAGCUGGCGGUGGUCCAUUGAAUAAUGUUUCGCAAAGAUUUUCGUUAAAUGCUAUGAAUAAUGGAAACAGCGGAUCGUAUCGCUCACAAUCACCUGAAAUAGAUUCACCAUCGUCGAGAGGGCACGGUACGCACGAUAUACGCGAUCGUGAUCAUCGUGGUAGUGAUCGUUUCAGUUAUAUGCAAAAAAUGAGGGAUCGUGAUCGCGAUGUCUAUAAAAAAGAUAAAUAUUCAACAGAUAAACGGGAUAGGCGUGGCGGUGGCAGCGGUGGUGGUGGUGGUGGUAACGAUCGUGAUUCAGAAUCGCAUCGCACCAAUCAUGAUAGGUUGGAUCGCCGUGGCGGUGGUGGCGGUGGAGGAAGCGGAGCUAAGCUUUGUUCUUCCAGUAGUGGUGAUAAACGAUCUGGUUCGACAGAUCGUGACCGAGAACGCGAUCGUGAUCGUGGCGAUUUGAGAGAUAGUAAACGUGAUCGUGGCUCUGAGCGUGAUCGCGACAGAGAACGCGAUCGCGAUAGAGACCGUGAUAGAGAACGCAGUGAUCGCGGCGGAGGUGGUGGCGAUCGUGAGCGUGAUCGUGGUGGUGGCGGUGGUGGUGGAGGUGGAGGUGGUGGUGCCGGCGGAGGCAGCGGUGGCGGCGAACGUAGUGAUCGUGGCGAACGCGUGGCACGAUGUGGCGAUUGGAGUGAACAUGUCAGUUCAUCUGGCAAAAUGUAUUAUUACAACUGCAAAACUGAAAUCUCACAAUGGGAGAAACCAAAGGAAUGGAUUGAACGAGAACGAACUCUGGCACGUGAUCAGCAUAGGGAAAAAGAUUACCGAGACAAAGAUCGCGAUAGGGAUCGUGAAGAUCGUUUUUGCAGAUCAGCUUACGCGAAACAUUCCAGUUCUCGGGGCAACUCAAGGCUGAGGUGGAAUUAUGAAAAUGAUGGUGGACCGCCAAGUCACCGACGGCGCUUGGAUGGUCGAAUCGCUGAAAAUCCAGAUAUGGACAUUAGUCCCGGUGACUCCACGCCAACAUCGGAAGCUAGUUAUCCGCUAGCCGGUGCGCCUUCAGUGCAUGGUCUGGUGAAUGUGCAACACAAUGACCUAUCAACAAUACCAACAUCAACCGUUGGUCUGCCGAAUGCACUACCACGUUUAGCAUCGCAUCCUAACGCCAGUUCUGUUAUGUCAUCCUCCUCCUCCGCGUCCGCUUCUGCUGCAGCGGCUAAUGCAGCAGCCGCAUCAAUGCAUUUCUCUGCGUCAUCAGCGUCUGCGCAUGGCUCAGGUGUGGUAGUCGGUGGCGCAACAAUGUUGCCCACCACAGGACUCGCCUCGGUGUCAUCGGGUGCUGGCGUACCAGUGAUGGUUGCUGGUGUUUUACAAACACAGAAUAAUAGCAAUCAUCGAAAGAUGGACCCAGUGGCAAUGUUGCAACAGCAAGCGCAUUUAGCGUCAAGUACAUCGCCAAAUGUGGAUCAUCAUUUGAAUUCGAAUGCGCCCGGCCCGCCGAAGUUAGGCACAAAAGAACAACAAGAGAUGAUGAUGAGUUCGCAGCAGAAGAACGCUAUGUUAAUGCGACAGCAGCAGCAACAAGCGGCGUUACAUCAUCAUCAUCAGAUGUCGCAACACGGUGGUAACGAGGCGGUACACAUGAUGUCCAAUACUGGCACUUCCAUUGAUGGCACCAAUCAUGCGCCCUCGUCAGCGGUGAUAGUUUUAAGAGAUAAUUCAGUGAACUCGCCACACUAUAAUUUAGCCCAUGCACAUGGCAUGUCACCAAUGGGCUAUAACACAAAAAGUCCUAUAACGGGUGUUGGUGGCAGCGGUGGUGUUGUUCCUGGAACCGGUCACAGCAACAAUGUGGGCGGUGGAGGUGUAAAUAUGAGUGGUAGCGUAAAUGCUGGAUCAUACGCCGCCUGUAAUACACCGUACGGUUUAAAGACUGUCGAGGGUAGCAGUGGCAGUGUCAUGAAUUCAAUUGGCAAUAAUAAUAGUAGUGGUCACUGCUCCUCAUCUAGUUUAGCGAAUGUUAACGUUAAUGCUGGCGGUAGUGGCGUAAUUGGUAUUCUGCCUGGUGAAGGUCCACCAACGCCAACGCAAGAGAUGGACUUGAACGUAGUGGCAAUGGAGCAGCAACAACGCAAAAUGGAAAAUCCUUCAUCCGCCUCGUUGAGCACACUGCAAAGCUGUGUUACGUCAUCGGUGCAAGCCGGCCGUUCGCAGGGUCCUGAGAUUUCACCGAAAUUAGCAAAGUAUUUUAGGGCUGAUUUAAUAACACAUGUCACCAAUUGGCAAGCUGAUAUUCUGGAGAAACAGGCGCAAAAGUGUUCUGAGGAAACGCAUUUGUAUGGAGAUUUACAGUGUACGAAAGUGUCGGCGGAGUUGAAAUGUGCUAGAAGCUUAGUUAGAAUAACUGAAAUCACAGCAACACUACAAGAGCAAAAAAUUAUGUAUCUUCGCCAACAAAUUCGUCGAAUAGAAGAAUCAAAAUCACAAAACUCAUUUAUGUCUGAUGAUCUUUAGCCAAUAUCAAAUUUGUAUUAAAGGAGGAAUUAUUACUACAGAAAAAAAAACAAACAAAUUCACAUAAAAUCACAUUCAUAAAGGAAAAUUCUCACACCAAUGCGCCUACACACGCUCUUCAUUCAGAAUAUAAACAAACAAACAAAAAAAAAAAGAAAAAAUCUAUACAUGAAACAUAAAAAUAGCAAUUGGCAACUCUACACUAAUAUUUACAACUACUAGUUAUAAAUUGCAACAAUAAUAUGGAAAAGUUAUGGUGAGUGUAGACUGGCAACCAUUGUGCUUGUAAAGAAAGAAAGCAGCUGCCGCGGCAGGAAGUAAGCAAUUGAUGCUGAUUUAUGUGGGAAUUAAGCAAACGUGCGGUUAACAAAAGAGUUGAAACAGCUUAGAAUAAAUAAAAUAUAUAAAAUAAAAGAAAUACUUAAAAGUAAAGGCAACAACAAACAAGGAUGAAACAAAAACAACACGAUAACAUGGAAAAUAUGAAAACAAAAAAUAUUACAUAAUUAAAGCAGAUAAAUGCAACAGGAAAAACAAACAUCUACACAAAAGUAAUGAAUAAUUAUAGUAAUAUUAUGACUAGUAAUUAUAACUAUAAAUUUAAUGAUAAAUAAAAGAAAAUAGAUCUUAAACAAAUUAGAAUGCAAGCCAAUUUAAAUGAAGCGCCCCAAACAAUACAAUAAUAAAAAAAAUAUAUAUGUAUACAUACCUAUAUAGAAGAGAGAAGGAUCGAAUUGUAAUUCCAACAUGCUAAUUUGAAUACUAGAAGUAUAAUUUCCGUUGCAGCAGCAUUUGUUUCGAAAAUUGUCUGAAUUUCAUUGUUUUCACCGCUGGGUUUUUCAAAAACAUGUAUUAUUUCAUUGAAAGUGCCCAUUUGAAGAUGGUAUAAGUUUUAGUAGCAACACGUCAAAUGGCCACCAACUCCGAAAGGAAAAA